This is a messenger RNA of Vanrija pseudolonga, 1131 nucleotides long. RefSeq lists its product as uncharacterized. The coding region runs from base 1 to 1131 and encodes 376 amino acids. The record is from RefSeq and is a predicted model, not a curated record. NCBI's taxonomy places the organism in Eukaryota, Fungi, Basidiomycota, Tremellomycetes, Trichosporonales, Trichosporonaceae. The transcript has 3 exons.
AUGCCCGCCCUCUCGCUACGCGAUAUCGGCGUCCUCCCGCCCCCGCCCCCCCCGCCGGGCGGCCCGACGUAUACCGCCCCUCCGCCGGUCUACGUCGCCAGCCCGCCGCCGGCGACGAUGAUCAACCCGUUCGUGGCGAUCGCGAUGGGCGUCAACAAGACGCAGAGCAUCGCGUUCGCCGCCGUAUUUGGCGUGCUCACCCUGCUCCUCGCGGUCCGCUUCGCCCGCGGCGUCGGUAAGCACCGCAUGGUCUACGCCUUCCUCAUCAUCAUCGGCGCGAUGCGCGUCGCCACAUUCGUCUUCCGCUACUUCGUGGCUACUACCAAGCCGACCGCGUCGAGCUUCCAGGCGAUCCUCAUCGCCUCGGGUGUGCUCCUCGUCGCUGGAUUCCUGUUCAUCGUCGAGGCGAUCAUGCAGCUGCUGUGGGACUGGUUCUGCACGGUGCGCAACCUGUCCAUCCCAGGCCGGACGACAAAGAACAUGAACCGCUCGCGGCACUGGCUGCUGGUCGUCAUCUCGACGCUCGGCAUCGUCGGCGCCGUGCUGCAGAUCACGUCCAUCUCCAAGGGGGACAAGGCGACGUUCAACACCGCCAAGCACUUGCGUCUGGCCUCGGGCGCUCUCUUCAUCGCGCUGUGCUUUGCGCUCAUUGCGCUGACUAUCGUCGUUGCCUUGCUUCCCGUUCUCCGCCCAGAGCCGGUGACGAAGUGGCCCAUGAUCGCAGUGCUCGUCAUCUCCACUGCGGGGCUGAUGCUCGAGAGCGUGUACCGCGUGUGGGCGGCCGCCGCGCCAACAGGCUGGGCGACGACGCAGAACGCAGUCGACGUCAUGAUCGUACUCCCCGAAGGCCUGAUCAUGCUGUUUGCCAUCUUCCUGGGCCUUGACGACCUCGGGCAGGUCGCAUUCGUGUGCUCGCCCCGCAAGCCAGCCACGCAGCCAGUCGAGCAGCAGGAAGAGCCCGCCGUCUCGGACUCGACGCUCGCCCAGCCCGCCACCACGCGUAAGCGCGGGCUCACUGUCUCUGCCUCGCGGGACGAGUUUGAGGAGAUCAGCCUGCACAAGGUUGGCAGUAAGCACGACGACUUUAGCAGUGUCGACGUCACGGAUGCGUCGCGCGAGCCUUCGCACUAG